AUGGGUCCUCUAGGUAUGUCUAUUCAGAACUUUCAAUGCUCACAAGAACCCAGACUUACAUCUUUCUUAGACGACAAGAGGCGGCCUGCCGCACUUAACCUCGGACCUACCCGAUCAGCCUCCACAGACUCUUCCUCGUCGGACUCGUCGUUGAAGCCCCCUCGAACUCCUCGCUUUGCGGAAGCCACCUCAGUUCACUCCCCCGUCGAAGGCUCUCGAUCGCCGUUCGCCGACCCUCCGGCGAGGUCAGAAGUACCACAAUCUCAACCUGGAGACAUCGGCUUCGGCUACAUCAGCAACAACGACAACCGCGAGUCUGUAGCCGUCCCCAUGACACCUAGAUCGCCACUCAAGAGCGCCAUGAGAGUGCCUGGCACCCCGGCUCGCAAGAUCGAGAACCCUCUCAGCCCGACUUUCCGGGAGGAAGAUAUACUGGAGAAGCGUGAAGCUGCAACCGACGUGGAACAAGCCCGCGAUCUGAAAAUCAAGACUCGUGUUCGCAUGGCCAAGUUCGCUCUCCGUGGCGUCAACUUCAGCUGCAGUCUAAUCAUCAUCACCAUGAUCGCUGCGACCCUCCAGAUCUUCAACGCUACGAGGAAACUUCCUGCUCAGAGUGGCCUGCCACCAUGGGCUGAAGGCACUGCCAAGUGGCCCCAAAUUCUCGUUAUUACCAUGGCCUCCAUUUCCCUCACAGUCUGCAUUGGUGUUUUCGUCGCUUACUGCCGUGGCGGACACGGGCGAGCCGAGAAAGUUGCAACCUACUACACCCUCUUCGCUAUCGGAUGGUUCAUUCUUUCCAUGAUCAUGUGGGCCGUCGCCGCUGGCAUAUUCCAAUCCAGUCGAAACAACGGAAACGGCAAGGACAUGUGGGGAUGGAGUUGCAAGGAGAACAAGCGCGCCGAGGUCUUCAGCGAGAAGGUCGACUAUGCCCUUCUCUGCCGCCUCCAGAACUGGGCCCUCAUCUGCAUGGUCAUCGAGAUCGUCAUCGAUGUCAUCUGCGUCCUCCUCUACAGCAUCGUCUUCUACCGCUACUACACGAAGCGCCGCCUCCACAAGUCCAUGGACAUGCGCGACCGCGCCCGCUCCGACCUCUACCUCGCUCAGCUCCGCUCCCAGUCCGCACCCAACACCCCCGGACUCAAGUCCCCUGGUCUCUACUCGCAGUACACCAUGUCUCCUCGCCACCCCGAGAAGACCUUUGAGAACAUGUCCCGCAUCGAGGAGGCCUCUCCCUUCACCCCGGGAACCCGUUUCGUUGAGCCAGAAUCCAGCUUCGCCAAGCCUAAGUCCACCUUCAAGCUGCAGGCUCCUCCUAUCAAGGCCCCGUCAGCGACGCCCAGAACCAACCCAACUGGUUUCACGCCCACCUCAGCCACCGGCCCUGCGCCCAACUUCCCUCCUGUGCAGCAACAGCAACAGCAGCAACAGCAGGCGCCGCAAGAGCACGCACCGAUGGCCGCUGACGAGCCCGUAUAUGAGGCCGUGCCUAUCCCCGGAGCCUACGCCGAUGCUCCGGUGAAGAGCCCACCUCCUCACCAGAACUCCUUCGGUUAUGCGAGGUGA
Colletotrichum karsti is the source of this 1563-nucleotide messenger RNA. RefSeq lists its product as uncharacterized. The transcript has 3 exons. The coding region runs from base 1 to 1563 and encodes 520 amino acids. The record is from RefSeq and is a predicted model, not a curated record. NCBI's taxonomy places the organism in Eukaryota, Fungi, Ascomycota, Sordariomycetes, Glomerellales, Glomerellaceae.